AUGUCUACUCUCCAAUACUUUCUUGUUGCUGGCGCCACAGGUCGUCAAGGCGGCGCAACAGUAGAUGCCUUCCUCUCCCAUCCCGAUAUCAAAAUCAACUCAAACCAAGUCUACGCUCUUACUCGAGACGCCUCAGGCUCAGGAGCUGUCAAGCUUCUACAAAAGUACCCAGGCAUCAAAAUCAUCGCUGGCGACUUGAACAACCCCAAAGCAAUCCUCCAACAGCUGGACAAAUCCAUCCUCCCCAAGACUGGAAUCUAUCUUGCCCAAGCCCAUGGACCGACAGAAGUGUCAGAUGCAAAAGGCCUUAUCGAUACUGCAGCUAGCAACGGCAUUCCAUACUUCGUCUACUCCUCUGUUGACCGUGGUGGUCGUGAGCUUAGUGACAAGGAUCCAUCGUACUGCAAGACCUUUUCCGACAAGUUUCUCAUAGAGAAGCAUCUCAUAAGUGUAUGCUCCAACAACAAGAUGGACUAUACUAUCAUUCGUCCCACUUGGUUUGCAGACAAUGCCUGGUGGGGAUUUCCCGGCGCACUUUGCAUGACGGGCUGGAAGGUGAACAUGAAGGGAAAGAAGAUGCAGGUCACCGUGGCCAAGGAUAUUGGCAGAUGGGCUGUGGAGGGUCUUCUUCAGCCUGAUAAACGUGGAAUUCGAAACCAAGCUCUCAGCAUUGCUAGUGAAGAGCUCAGUUUCGACGACGUGGAGAAAGUCUUUAUCAAACACACUGGAAAGGGCGUUCCAGUUACCUACAGUCUCUUGACUCGUUUGUUGAUCUGGUUGAGUAAUGAUUUGAACACCAUGUUUGGAUUUAUUGGCGAGAGGUCGUAUGGUGCAGAUCUCCCCUGGUUGAGGUCACAGUUGAAGCCGACUACGUUUGAGGAAUAUGUCAAGAGUGAUGUCCCGACAGGAAAGGUCGAGUAG
Fusarium pseudograminearum CS3096 is the source of this 921-nucleotide messenger RNA. RefSeq lists its product as uncharacterized. The coding region runs from base 1 to 921 and encodes 306 amino acids. NCBI's taxonomy places the organism in Eukaryota, Fungi, Ascomycota, Sordariomycetes, Hypocreales, Nectriaceae. The record is from RefSeq and is a predicted model, not a curated record. The transcript has a single exon.